AUGAACAUCCGAGCUGAAACACCUCCUCGGGUACAUAUAAAUCUCCAACGGGGCUGGCCAUCAACCCGCCUUCUUCCCACACAAGCGCUGCUCGCUGCGGCGGAUGCGACUCUCCAAAACACCACUCGUGCAAGCGAGUCCAUGUUAUAUGGGCCGGGACUCGGGGAUCCUGCUUUACGAAAUGGCAUGACAAAAUGGCUCUCGCAGCUUUACCGCUUACGAUCCCCGCCGGUCACUCAAUGUCCUCCCACGAACGCCAAGGGCGGAGUUCAAGAAUAUCACGCAGAAUCUAUCUCAUCAGAGAGGAUAUGCAUUACGAAUGGUGCAUCCGGCAAUCUCGCCUCUGUAAUGGCCGCAUUCACAGAUCCGGUCUAUACGCGCCGAGUAUGGAUGGUCGAGCCGACAUAUUUCUUGGCGUGCACGAUCUUCGAAGACGCGGGUUUCCAAGAUCGUUUAGUCGGAGUCCCUGAAGAUGAACAAGGUCUGGACGUUGAGCUUCUGAGAGCUCAAAUCGAGGUCGUGGACCAGCAGGAAUAUGCCAAUACUUCACCCUCCAAACAGACGGAAAAUCUCAAAGGACCACCGCAAUAUGAAAAGCUAUAUCGACACGUUAUCUAUCUUGUUCCAACAUUCAGCAAUCCAAGUGCCAAGACAUACACUAUUAAGCGGCGGGAAGCUCUGAUUCGUCUCGCUCGCGAAACUGACGCUUUGGUAGUCACCGAUGAUUGUUACGAUUUUCUAUCAUGGACAGUCAACUCUGAAGCUCGGGGUAAUGGGGAGAUAUGUAGUGUCAAACCCCACGACCAAGACCCAGAGUGUUCAUCAUUACCGCCUCCCCCGCCACCGAGGAUGGUCGAUAUUGAUGCUUCUUUACCGGGAGGCGAUCUCGAGUGGGGUAAUGCUGUUAGCAAUGGAUCAUUCUCCAAGGUAAUUGGGCCUGGAAUGCGGUGCGGGUGGGCCGAAGCCACACCGGCAUUUAUCAAGCGAUUGAACAAGACAGGGCCAACUCUGUCUGGCGGAGCGCCAGGUCAAUUUUCAUCCGUAUUGAUCGAACACGUCUUAAGCACCGGAGCUCUAGAGUAUCACAUCCAGAACAUUCUCGCUCCAACGUAUCGAGACCGGUCUGUCGCUUUACAAAACGCGAUCGAAGAGUUACUAGUGCCGCUUGGAGUUGAGAUUGACAUUGGCCGACCGUUCAAAUAUUCAAGUUGUCAGGCAGGGUCGAAAAGUCCUGAGAAGCUCUCUGGGGGUUUCUUUCUUUACAUUACUUUUCCCGAAGGCGUGUCUGCAGACAUAGUUGCUGCAGUGGCACUUAAAGAGUAUAACCUGAGAUUCCUGUCUGCUGGGGCGAUGUGGGUUCGUGGUAGUAUGUUGAAGUACGACAAGAAGCUUUUGGAGAGAGGUGCUAGACUGUGCUGGGCGUGGGAGGAGGCUGAGGUACUUGUGGAAGGAGUGGGAAGAAUAAGAGACGUUCUCGUUGAUCAUCUGUUGCGGGGAAAUGGUGUUUCUCAAUUCUGA
Molecule: messenger RNA, 1518 nt
Organism: Penicillium atrosanguineum
Lineage: Eukaryota; Fungi; Ascomycota; Eurotiomycetes; Eurotiales; Aspergillaceae
Exons: 2
Coding region: 1-1518 (505 amino acids)
Biological process (GO): biosynthetic process
Molecular function (GO): pyridoxal phosphate binding; L-2-aminoadipate:2-oxoglutarate transaminase activity
Source: RefSeq, a predicted model, not a curated record